This is a messenger RNA of Onthophagus taurus, 603 nucleotides long. It is a transcript of the gene Blos1, whose product is annotated as biogenesis of lysosome-related organelles complex 1 subunit 1. Gene Ontology annotation, biological process: endosomal transport. Gene Ontology annotation, cellular component: BLOC-1 complex. The record is from RefSeq and is a predicted model, not a curated record. Lineage: Eukaryota; Metazoa; Arthropoda; Insecta; Coleoptera; Scarabaeidae.
UUCAUAAUGCAAUAGAGGGCGCUCAUUUAAUUGAUCUGAUUCUCAAUAAUCAUAUGAUUUACAACAAAUUCACUUAAGUGCUUUAUUAAAAAAAAAUAACAAUAAAAAUGUUAUCUUCAAUGGUAAAAGAACACAAUGCAAUCCAACAGGGGGCAAAAGAAAUACAAGAAAUGAAAAGAAAAGAAGCAUGUGCCGCAGCUAGUCAAUUAACUCAAGCUUUAGUAGAUCAUUUAAAUGUGGGAGUGGCGCAAGCCUAUUUAAAUCAGAAACGAUUAGAUGCCGAAGCUAAACAAUUACAUAUUAGCGCAACUAAUUUUUCGAAGCAAACUCAACAGUGGCUGAAUAUUGUUGAAAUUUUUAGUACUGCAUUGAAGGAGCUUGGAGAUGUCGAGAAUUGGGCGAAAACUAUUGAAGGAGAUGUACGGCUGAUUACUAACGCUUUGGAAAAUGUUUAUAAAACGUCUAGGGAUAAUACUACUGCUUAAAUAAGAUUUUGUUUUGUUUGAAAUUGCAGAAAUGUAUUGAUUAAUUUUAAGAUAUAUUAAUAUAUUUUGUUUAUAAUUUAUGUAUUGAUAUUAAAUGUACUUGCAAGAGAUAAUUUAA